AUGGGACAAUUUUAUCACCACGGAUUCACAACUCAAUUAUCUUUUGUGGCUAUCACAUUCAACUCUUCAUUUAUUCCACUUAUCGCUCUGGAUGAAACAGGUGAUAACGCUGCUGGGAUUCACGCCUUGGUAUCGUCCCUCCCACUAACACCGCGCAAGCGCGCUGCAAUUCCACAUGCAUACAAGGACCGAAUCAGGGCGGAUUUUACGGCGGAGAAAGGGAAGCCUUGUUCUGCUCUGACGGUGGAAAGCCCCAAGUACACGAAGUAUUGGGCACCAUCGGGGUGGCUGCACAAGUGCGUUGCUCAACUUGCUGGUAGAAGACGCCUCAUUGUAAUGUAAUGCAGUUAGUAUGGAACAAACUCAAAACGCCCUCUGUGCUGA
Messenger RNA from Laccaria bicolor S238N-H82, 384 nucleotides. RefSeq lists its product as uncharacterized. The coding region runs from base 1 to 342 and encodes 113 amino acids. The transcript has a single exon. The record is from RefSeq and is a predicted model, not a curated record. NCBI's taxonomy places the organism in Eukaryota, Fungi, Basidiomycota, Agaricomycetes, Agaricales, Hydnangiaceae.